Molecule: messenger RNA, 816 nt
Organism: Micromonas commoda
Lineage: Eukaryota; Viridiplantae; Chlorophyta; Mamiellophyceae; Mamiellales; Mamiellaceae
Product: WRKY family transcription factor
Exons: 1
Coding region: 1-816 (271 amino acids)
Biological process (GO): regulation of DNA-templated transcription
Molecular function (GO): DNA-binding transcription factor activity; sequence-specific DNA binding
Source: RefSeq, a predicted model, not a curated record
AUGGGUCGAAGGCGCAGCGACAUCGAGGAGGAUGGCUACGUCUGGCACAAGUACGGCGCCAAGAACGUGCGCGGCCGGAAGGUGGGAUACUUUAAGUGCGCGCAUCGCGGUUGCGAAGCGCGUAAGAAGGUGUGGAGGCAGGCGAACGGUGACGAGGCGGUGGAGCGCGAGGGCACGCACACGCACGCCGCCGGGGAAGCCGCGCGUGUCUCCGAAGUGGUGGACGAGAUAUCGACGGACAACGCCGAUGCCGUUCCGAUGCCGGUGAACCGCGCCGCGAGUGGGGGAAGCGCCGGGGGUGGUUGGGGAGGUGCGGAUGUGCCCCCCGGGACGUCCGGAAUCUUCGGGGGAUUCGGGCUCGGGCUGCCGCGGGAGCUCGUGAGGGCCGCUGCUGAUGUCAGCACCGAGAGACAGGAGGCGAGGGCGGCGAAAUCGAGACCAACAAAUGUGCCGAAGGCGACGCGUGAUGAACCUUUCGAGCAGGACUUACGUCACGAACGUCUAAUUCAACUCGUCCAGGACCUGGCGAAUAAGUCGAGGCAAAAGAUGACGACGGUGGUCGCUCUCAAAGAAGACAGCGAAACGUGCAUCGAAACGUGCAUCGAAAACACGCAAGAAGCACUCCGACGCUUGCCAAAAUUGCCCGCCGAGAUGGAGACCAUGACGGGUACGGAGUUACGAACGUGGAUCGAAACCUUGCAAGAAUCCUUGCAAGAACCAUUCCGACGCUUGCAAGAGACACUUCGACGACAUCUCGAAUCGCUCGCCGCGUUGGAUGACGUGAUGACGAGAGACGGGCCUUUCGGUGACUCGUAA